Messenger RNA from Rotaria sp. Silwood1, 1706 nucleotides. The record is from the annotation of a GenBank genome assembly. NCBI's taxonomy places the organism in Eukaryota, Metazoa, Rotifera, Eurotatoria, Philodinida, Philodinidae.
ACUCGAAAGUAGUUUUUGAAAAAUAGAAUUUUUUUAUGAAAACUUGCUAGGAUUUGUCAUUUGUAUAAUAAAAUAAAUGUUUGAAAAUUAUCUAUUAUAGUUAAACGUUAAUUGAAUUCGUAUUUGCAAAUGAGAAGUAAAUCAUAGAUAUAUAUUAUGAAAUUUAUCCCAACAAAUUUAACUCGAAAUAAUUAUUAUUAUAAUAAAGACUUUUUUGCAUUUAAAAAAAAUAAUAUUGACUAUGAUUGAAUUAUGCUUUUUUUGAUAAAUAUAGAAUGGGUAAUUGAAUUAUAGGAAAAAAUGAUUCGAUUUUCUGAUAUAUAAAUGAAAAAUGAUAGUUUUUGAAAGUAAGAAUCAUUUAUUAAAAUAAUAAAUAAAUAAUAAUUAUAUAAAAUAAUUUAAAAAUAUCUUCAUCCUAUAUAUAUAAAAUAAUAUUAAAACAAUCUCACUAGUCAUCAAUUUAAAUCAAAACUAAUAUAUCUGUAUUCGAACAUAUAUUUAAUAUUUUCAUUAAAAGAUUAUUUUUAAUUUCGAAAAAAUUCCAAGAGAAAAUCUAUGUGAAAGAAAAAAAAUUGAUUCUGUUUUAAGAAGAUCAUUCAAAACGAACCAAUAGAAAUCUUCCUUUAGUUUUCUUUGUUAAAAAUAGUUUCAUUUAUCAUAUAUUUAAUGAUUCAGUAAUUAUUCGUCAUCAUUAUUUUUUUUCUAAAUUUAAUUGAAACAAGGCGUGGACUUAAUUGAAUAAUACUGUUUUUAUUUAUUAAUUAUACGAAAAACGAUAUUAAAUUUUGGUGAAUACUUUAUCUUUGUUUUCUUUAAAAUAUUUAAGAAUAUUAUGGAAGCAUUUUCUAUUUUAAUUAGAACAAUAUCAAAUAACAAAUAUUGUCAAACAUGAAUAAAUGAAUGUUUAACUUUUAAAAUAAAAAGAAUGUCUCGUUAAAAAGAAAGAGCAACGAAUAUAAACGAUGAUAGUAUAUAUAUAUGUAUAUCGUGGUUAUUUUGUUUUCGAUUUGUUAAUUAAAAUAAUAUGUUCAAUAUUAGAGGUUUCUAUUUAGUGUCUGUCUAUCUAUUAACCUAAUGUUUGUUGGUUUGACUAACAUUAUCAAGUGAAUUAAAAAAAAAAAGAAUGAACAUUAUUGAUAAUUUUCUUGUGUUUUUUCUUGUAGAUGAUGACUUCAAUGAACUAAGUCAAACAAAAGUACUUAUUUAUUUGUCGAUUGAAUCGAUUUGCGAAAAAACGCGAACGAAAGACAAAAAACAAAUCUAAAUGUAUACCAAUAUAAAAAUGAUUGAAUUGUCGUUAUAAUAAUAUGUCAAUGAACAAACACAGGCAUAUAUGUUAUUGAAAAAGGAAUUACAAAUAAAAACAAUUUCAAGUGUAUUUUUCAAUAGAUUUUCUUUUACCUGAUUUAUUAAUGUAAGUUUUUUUGAUUUAAAUCAAUGCCAAUCAUUGUUUUUUAUUAUUUUAGAACAAAAAGAAAGCAAAAUAUUAAUUAAUGAUGAUGAAUCAGUUGGAAUGUUAUAUUCAAAAUUAUGUCUUUGAUUUAAAUAUGGAUAUGGAACCAAACUUAGAUGCAUGGCGUUCAUAUGAACAUAUUCGUAAUUAUUAUGUGUUAGAAGGCGAUCAAUUACAUUGGUUAGCUGCAUCAUUAUAUGUAUCAUGUAGACGAUAUCUUCAUAUAACAACAUAUAAUAAUAAUCCAAUAUAA